AUGUUAAUAACUGUGUCAAUCAUGGUUAACAUGGAGACGGCUCGAUUCUUCAAGUCUGACUUUGAAGAGAACGGCACCAUGGAUAAUGUCUGUCUGUUUCUCAACCUCGCCAAUGACCCAACCAUCGAACGGAUCAUCACCCCUCGCCUGGCAUUGACGGCCGCUGAGUUCCUGGCUUAUCAAUGUGAGAAGCAUGUGCUGGUCAUCCUGACAGACAUGAGCUCCUACGCUGAGGCUCUGCGCGAGGUAUCUGCAGCCCGGGAGGAGGUUCCUGGGAGACGGGGGUUUCCCGGUUACAUGUACACGGACUUGGCCACCAUUUACGAGCGAGCGGGGCGAGUGGAGGGAAGGAACGGUUCCAUCACACAAAUCCCCAUCCUCACCAUGCCAAACGACGAUAUCACCCACCCGAUUCCGGAUCUGACAGGAUUUAUCACCGAGGGCCAGAUCUAUGUUGACAGACAGCUACAUAACAGACAGAUAUAUCCACCAAUCAACGUGCUCCCCUCGCUUUCCCGUCUGAUGAAGUCAGCCAUUGGUGAAGGGAUGACACGGAAAGACCAUGCGGACGUGUCCAAUCAGCUGUAUGCUUGUUAUGCCAUUGGGAAGGAUGUUCAAGCCAUGAAGGCAGUGGUCGGUGAAGAGGCCUUGACUUCCGAUGACCUCCUGUACCUAGAAUUCCUUCAGAAAUUUGAGAAGAAUUUUAUUGCUCAAGGUCCGUACGAGAACCGGUCCAUCUUCGAUUCCCUGGACAUUGGGUGGCAGCUGCUGCGCAUUUUCCCCAAGGAAAUGCUGAAGAGAAUCCCAGGGAAUAUUACCUCGGAAUUUUACCCCCGGGAGUCUCGGGAGAACAAGGAGGAGGCCGGGACUCACCUGAACACCUUCGGUGAAGUUGCGCUGGUCACAGCAGUCGAUCCGUUUCCUAAAGGAAUAAUCAAGGGCGAGGCGAGGAACAUCAAAAGGUUUUGGCCACAGGAUUGGCCACGUCCCUGGACUUAUAAUGAUUUAAUAACGUGGGCAGAGGAGCUGGAAAUCCGGAAGGAGGCGGUAAAGGGGACGAUAGCGACUACGGAGGUAACGGCAGUAGCAGCUGUGAACCCGGCCCCUGAACGCUUUCGGCCAUAUGAGGUCAUUAUGACAGGUGAUACUUGUGCACUCGUGGAUGUGAAAACGGGAAGCAAAUGGAAACAUUAUUCUCAAUUAAAACCAUAUGAAGGAAGUAAUGGUAACCUGGGCAACGGAAAUCUGUUUUCACAGGUUUGUGAUCCUGACUAUGGGAAUGUCAGCUCCCGGCUUGGGAAGCACCCACGGAGAAAAUCAACAGUAACACUUGCCUUCACCCCGGACAAUAUGUACAAUUAG
Messenger RNA from Carcharodon carcharias (great white shark), 1362 nucleotides. Its product is annotated as V-type proton ATPase subunit B-like. The record is from RefSeq and is a predicted model, not a curated record. Gene Ontology annotation, molecular function: ATP binding. The transcript is spliced from 11 exons. Lineage: Eukaryota; Metazoa; Chordata; Chondrichthyes; Lamniformes; Lamnidae. The coding region runs from base 1 to 1362 and encodes 453 amino acids.